Molecule: messenger RNA, 945 nt
Organism: Punica granatum (pomegranate)
Lineage: Eukaryota; Viridiplantae; Streptophyta; Magnoliopsida; Myrtales; Lythraceae
Source: RefSeq, a predicted model, not a curated record
AGCAAGAGAGACAGAAUGGGAAGAAAGCCUAGGCCUACCCAUUUGAAGGAUGGAUUGAAAAAAGGGGCAUGGACUGCAAUAGAAGACCAAAUCCUCAUCGAUUACGUCAAAAAGAAUGGUGAAGGAAAGUGGGGAAGGGUCAUAAAGGAGACGGGUCUCAGGAGGUGCGGGAAAAGCUGUAGGCUGCGUUGGUUAAAUUAUCUCCGACCCAACAUUAAAAGAGGGAACAUAUCCGAUGACGAAGAAGAGCUCAUUGUUCGGCUCCACAAGCUUUUAGGAAACAGAUGGUCUCUCAUAGCGGGAAGGUUGCCUGGCCGAACAGAUGGAGACAUAAAGAACUAUUGGAACAGAGUUUUAAAGAAGAAGUCUAAAUUAGGUAGUGAGCGACCAAAGACUAGUAAAACGAAAAAGGAAAUCACCAUAAAAGAUCGAUGCGAUGAGGUUGCAGAGGCCAAAGACCCUGAAGAUCAACCAUUAGAACGAAACGCGGCAGGCUCUGCUGUCUUCGCCAAAGCCUCAACCGGAAAUACAACGAUAUCACAAGCAGAAGGGCAGCUGAUACUGCCAAUAAUGGCCGUUGAGAAUAUUGAUGGUUGUACAUGGGACUUCGCAGCCGUUGAUGACAAGCUGAAUGAGAUUUUCGUGUCCGAGUUUGUUAGCCCGUAUUCACUGGAGGCCAACGAGCGCCCAGGAGAAUGUGAAAAUGGGUUCGUCAUCAAGCCUUGUGUUCUAUCCUCUUCGGAUGACCUUCUGGGCGGGGAGUUGUCUGAACAGAUGAUGUGUGAAUGGGCAGCUGAAUUGAUGUAUUGAUGCUCAGUGCAUGGAUUUCUUUCCUUCAACAAUAAUUCUAUAGACCUUUUAUUUUCAUGAUUUUUUUUUCAUUACAAAGAAGUCAAUAGACGUAAUACGUAAAUAAAGAGCCAAAGGUGGUCCCAUUAUUGAGAA